AUGGGCAACUCCAAGUCGUCACAGUCCCUGAAAUCAAAAUUAGGGACGGUAUCAAAAUCUAUCUCGAAAAGUUUGGGAUCGCAGUCUGAGAGACAAGAUUCAGCUGUGCGUGACCGUUACAAGCGGAAUGUUUGUCUUCGAGCGGACAUAGCUGAGUUCGAUAUCCGCGGUGAAAUAGGUCAUAGAACAGCACCGAAUGCAUCUUACUAUGAAGUGUUCCACAAACCGACCAAGGAAACGCUCGAACUCAGAGUCCUCUCCAAAGCGAAGCUCGAAACUGCUUACUCGAAGAGCAGAGCAGUACAGGAGAAGAAAAUACACGCCGCGGUGGAAGGAAAUGAUUUCAUCGUGAAACUAGUGUUCGCAUCUCAAGACACGGAAAACCUCUAUUUCUUCACGGAGUACUCGAUGUUCGGGCCGCUAGGUUCCGUGCUGAACACGAAACUCAGGGACAAAACAAUCAGAGCGAUCGCUGCUCAAAUCAUCAUUGCGCUCCAAUAUCUCCAUCGGAACGGCGUUAUACAUCGCAAUGUGUGUCCGGACUCGAUUCUCAUAUUCGCCGACGGCUUUUUGAAGCUCGGAGAAUUCCGAAAUGCCAAGUUGAUGCCCAUAUCAGGAGCUAGAGCCUUCUCGAUUCUCUCGUGCAGUCCAUACAUGGCCCCGGAAAUGUUCGGCUCCGAGGGUCACGGUGAGGAGGUCGAUUACUGGGCUCUCGGCAUCCUGCUCUUCCACGCGAAAUUCAAGAGACACCCCCUGAUUCCGGACCUUUGGGAGGCUGACGACUGUGACGUUUCUCGCAGCAUUGAAUUCAAUGAAGUGACUUGGUUCCCGGACGAGGAGAACACUCCGUUAGGUAAUCUGCUCAAGGAUCUGCUGGUGAAAGAUAAGACGAAGCGACUCGGAGCUCCUGGCCAAGAGCCAAUCGAACAACACAAAUUCUUCGAGGGCUUCAAGUGGAAAGACAUGUCGAAGAAGAAGUGCGACAUCCGGAUCAUGUCACCAGGGAGAGUGGUUUACCCGAUCGCAAACGAGCAAUUCGAUCGGCCAGAACCUCUAACAAGAGGUGUUGAAGCCGCUUUCAAGCACUUCUGA
Molecule: messenger RNA, 1092 nt
Organism: Galendromus occidentalis (western predatory mite)
Lineage: Eukaryota; Metazoa; Arthropoda; Arachnida; Mesostigmata; Phytoseiidae
Product: cAMP-dependent protein kinase catalytic subunit 1-like
Exons: 1
Coding region: 1-1092 (363 amino acids)
Biological process (GO): protein phosphorylation
Cellular component (GO): cAMP-dependent protein kinase complex
Molecular function (GO): cAMP-dependent protein kinase activity; ATP binding
Source: RefSeq, a predicted model, not a curated record